This is a messenger RNA of Parascedosporium putredinis, 1776 nucleotides long. The record is from the annotation of a GenBank genome assembly. NCBI's taxonomy places the organism in Eukaryota, Fungi, Ascomycota, Sordariomycetes, Microascales, Microascaceae.
AUGACCGAGCCGGAACGCCGCCGCCGACGGCCAGCCGUUUCCUGCACUCUCUGCCGCCGCCGGAAGAUCCGGUGCAACCGGGAAAGCCCGUGCAACAACUGCCUGCGGUCCAAGAAUGAGUUCUGCACCUACGAGUCCUUUGCCUCCCCGGGGUCGAGUCAACGUGCGAGGACUGGGCCCGGCGUGGGUGCUACGCCGCUGCGGCCGGCAGAGCCACGGGGCCCACUGGAGCCGCCAAGCCCCGUCUCCUUGGACGAUUCUUCGGCCUCGUGCAAGUCCUCCACUAUCCAGGCACUGCCGUCGAGGUCGCUCAAGGACCUUACCACUCUCAAUCCUAUUCUCCCGCCCCAAGCAGAUAAGGGGCCCGAGAUUGCGCAGCUCAAGCACCGGAUCGACCAGCUUGAGCAAAGUCUCUCCCUCACCAAAAGAACCCGAUCAAGGCAUUCCUUUGGGUCCGCGGACAUCAAUACGUCCCGAAGUGUCAUGCACAAGAGCCGUCUAUUCGGUCGAAGCCAUUGGGUCAAUGGGGUCGUCAUGUGGUUUCGGGACAUUUUCGAAAUGAUUGAACCGCUGGGCCUCUCGGAAGGCUCAAAGGCGUUUAUUACCAUGCGCAAGUGCAAAUCGCUGGCGAGGGUUAUCAAGGCUCGCCGGGUUCCCGCCUGGCCGACUGCGCCGACGCCAGACCUUCCACCCAAAGAACUAGCCGACGCCCUUGUCGAGAGGUACCUAAGCACUAUGGAAACAGUAUUCCGCGUUCUGCACGUCCCGACUUUCAAGAGAGACUACGCCGCCGUGUGGGCACCAGAUGCGAAACCCGAUCCGGCGUUCCUCGUCCAGCUCAAGCUCGUGCUCGCCAUCGGUGCCGCCUCUCACGAUAGGGUCUUUUCUCUUCGGGUGCCCGCCGUGCGCUGGGUAUACGAGGGCCACACGUGGCUGUCCACGCCCGAGUUCAAGAGACGACUCACCGUACAGUCCCUGCAAACCAAUAUCCUCCUCAUUCUCGCCCGCGAGUUCGUCGGCAUCGACGAAGGCUCCCUCUGGAUCUCCUUCGGCUCGCUCUUUCGGGCCGCCACCUACAUGGGACUGCACAGAGACCCCGUCUAUCUUCCCAAGCGCUCGCUGUUCGCCUCGGAGAUGCGGCGACGGCUGUGGAACACCAUCCUUGAGCUCGCUGUCUGGACGAGCCUCAGCUCGGGCGGGUCACCUUUCCUAUCUCUCGACGAUUUCGACACCAGAGCGCCGGGUAACUACGACGAUGACCAGCUCACGCUCGAGGACGCCACACCGCAGCCCGCCGAUCACUUUACUCAGUCCUCGGUGGCUAUUGCCCUACGGGAGACAUUCCCCGCCCGGCUCGCCGUGUUGAAAUUCCUCAACGAGCUAAGCUCCGCCGGCGAGUACGACGAGGCGCUACGCCUAGACGCAAAGCUUCGGGCGGCCUACAAGACGAUGGGCCACUCUCUACGGGCUCAGAAUACAGACCAGGGCAGCAGCGAGACGCCUCGCUUCGCCCUUCGCGUGGCCGACAUCCUCAUGAACCGAUACUUUGCCUCCCUUCACGCGGCCUCCGGGCCCGCCGGGGACGAGGCGGUCCCGUACGACAUGGACGACAGCCUCACGAGGCUCACCAUGUGCGCCUCGGGACCUUUCCGCAUCGCUGCGACGUACUCGAGCCUAAUGAUCGCCGCCGAGCUGAAGCUACAGCGCCGCGAGGACGACAGCGUCAGCUCCGCGCCGCCGCGGCCCGACCUCCUGGCCGUCGUAAAAACUCUCUGA